AUAUUUACUGAUGUGUUCCGAUGUGUGUCUGAUGUGGAGCACACAUUUCGGUAAAAACUAUCAAUGUCACAGUUAAUAGUUGACAGUAGUAAUAUUAAAUCCAAUAAAUAAUAAUUGGUUAAGAAUAAAUGUCCGGUUGAUAAUCCAAAUGUGAAAUAAAAGUACCAAGGAUAGUGAAGUUUUAUAAAAAAAAAAAUAAUUUAAAUAAUUGUUAUGUCUAGCUGGACUUGUGAGUUUGAAUUGCUGUUAAAAACGGUUGAAUAAAUACUAAAAAAUUAUUAUUUGAUAUUUAAACCAUAAAGAUACUCUAGUAAUUAUAAAAAAAAAUCUAAGAUGAUGAUGCAGUUUUACAAGGAAAAAAUACUGUCACCUGGACAACUGAAGCGCUUGUCAGAGCAUAAAUACAGCUGCUCGAGUGCUAGCUUGUUGGACAGUUAUCUCCAACCCUGGUGGGACUGGUUGGUUAGCAAAGUGCCCCUUUGGCUGGCUCCCAAUCUUAUAACAAUUGUAGGACUUGUUAUUAAUAUUGCUACGACGUUGAUACUUGUUUAUUAUAGUCCUGACGCCAAGGCUGAGCCACCAAGAUGGGCUUGCUUCUUGUGCGCUCUAGGUUUAUUUAUUUACCAAAGCUUGGAUUCUAUAGACGGAAAACAGGCCAGAAGAACUGGAUCUUCUUCGCCGCUUGGAGAAUUGUUUGAUCAUGGAUGUGAUUCUGUAUCUACUGUUUUUGUUGCGCUAUCGGCAUGCAUAGCAGUGCAAUUAGGACAUUAUCCUAAUUGGAUGUUUUUCCAGUGCUUUUGUGCGAUGACACUUUUUUACUGCGCGCACUGGCAGAGUUAUGUUUCAGGUUCACUGAAGUUUGGAAAAAUAGAUGUUACAGAAGCUCAGUUUACCAUAAUCUCAAUUCACCUGACGUCUGCGAUAUUUGGCCCAGAAAUUUGGAUGACUGAGAUUCCCUACUUAAAUGGCUUGCAAUUAAAGUAUUUAAUCGGUGGUGUAACAACCAUCUGUGCGUUAUCGAGUUUUAAUUCGAUGUUUACCGUUAUUUUUACUGGUGGAGUUGGAAAAAACGGGUCGACUGUUGCUAUCCUUGGAAUGACUACAAUGUCUCAAUUGAUAUCCGGAAUUUUUUAUUGCGGAUUUUUUUUAGUCUUCAUAGACUUUGUAAAAUCAUUUUCGUCCGGUGGGAUCGGCAAAAAUGGUUCGACAAUAGCAUUGCCACUCAUUGGCACAGAGCUCAAGGUAGUUUCGUUAUGGUGCACUGUGGGAAUAGCUAUUUUACUUGCACAAAGCAGUUUAUCUGUUAUUCUGGGUGGUGGUGUUGGAAAAAAUGGUUCAACCGUCGCCGGAACAUCGGUCCUGUCGCCGAUCAUACCCUUCAGCCUCGUCGUCGUGCCGGCGUAUAUUAUUUACCGGAAAAGUGCGGAUCAAGUCUAUCAAAAUCAUCCAGCGCUCUAUAUUUUAUCCUUUGGUAUGGUAGCUGCUAAAGUUACUAAUCGAUUGGUCGUAGCGCAUAUGACGAAAAAUGAAAUGGAAUAUCUUGAUACUGCGUUGAUUGGACCGUGUAUGCUGUUCCUUAAUCAAUAUUUCAAUUUCUACUUUGAUGAGUACUAUGUUCUUUGGUUGUGCUUUAUCUGGGUUGCAUUUGAUUUUUUGAAGUACAGCUCUCAAGUUUGUUUAGAAAUCUGUAAUCACCUGAAAAUUAUGCUAUUCAGAAUUCCAUACACGAAUGACUCAGAUAAAAAUGGUUCUAAUAGGUUGCAACGGACGAAAUCAACGAAAAAACAUCACUGAUAAUUAAGAAAUUAAUUAAA
Messenger RNA from Cotesia glomerata, 1814 nucleotides. It is a transcript of the gene bbc, whose product is annotated as choline/ethanolaminephosphotransferase 1. The transcript is spliced from 10 exons. Gene Ontology annotation, cellular component: Golgi apparatus; endoplasmic reticulum membrane. The record is from RefSeq and is a predicted model, not a curated record. Gene Ontology annotation, biological process: phosphatidylethanolamine biosynthetic process. NCBI's taxonomy places the organism in Eukaryota, Metazoa, Arthropoda, Insecta, Hymenoptera, Braconidae. The coding region runs from base 334 to 1794 and encodes 486 amino acids. Gene Ontology annotation, molecular function: diacylglycerol cholinephosphotransferase activity; ethanolaminephosphotransferase activity.